Messenger RNA from Neltuma alba, 1718 nucleotides. RefSeq names its product trihelix transcription factor PTL-like. The transcript is spliced from 2 exons. The record is from RefSeq and is a predicted model, not a curated record. Lineage: Eukaryota; Viridiplantae; Streptophyta; Magnoliopsida; Fabales; Fabaceae. Bases 5 to 1594 code for a protein of 529 amino acids.
GGAAAUGGAGGAUCACCAUCGUCCGCAUCAACAUCCGCAGCAACAUCUUGAGUAUGGUACUAUGGGGGAUCUCCGGCACCUUAUGAAUGCACCGAGGUCGCUCUCGGCGGACCUCUUCCCGGCUCACCCGAAUUUGACGCCCACCCACCACUACGACGCCUUGUCUUUUGGUCGUCAUCAACUGAUGGCUGAUAUAAUGCCUCGCGGCCUUCACGAUUCUUCUGCUCUUAAUACUAGCAUUUCCGUGGCCACUCCCGCUGCCGCCGCCAGUACUCCCACGUUCAGUGCCUUUGAGGCAGACACUUCUGGGGGUUUCCCCGGAGACGCCUCCACCGCACGAUGGCCCAGACAGGAAACUCUAACACUUCUUGAGAUCAGAUCUCGUCUUGACUCUAAGUUCAGACACGCCAAUCAGAAGGGCCCCUUAUGGGAUGAACUUUCUAGAAUCAUGGCCGAAGAAUAUGGAUAUCAAAGGAGCGGCAAAAAAUGCAGGGAAAAAUUCGAAAACUUGUAUAAAUAUUACAAGAAAACAAAGGAAGGCAAGGCAGGAAGACAAGAUGGGAAGCAUUACAGAUUCUUUCGCCAACUUGAAGCCUUAUAUGGAGAAAGCAACAACCCAACCUCAGUCCAAGAAACCAAUUUGGGUGGCAACAGUCUUCACUUUCACACCCCCUCCCAAACAAACCAAGACAUUUUUAAUAGGCACUGUGAUAGCGUGAGCCUCACUAAUAACUCCACUGAGGUGGACACAUCAUCAUCGGAUGAAAAUGAUUCAAUGGAGAAGAGGAGAAAGAGAAGAGGAAGAAGCUGGAAAGUAAAGAUAAAAGAGCUGAUCGAUUCGGAGAUGAAGAAGGUGAUGGAGAAGCAAGAGGCAUGGUUGGAGAGAUUAAUGAAGACACUGGAGGAGAAGGAAAAGGAGAGGGCACUGAGAGAGGAAGAAUGGAGUAGACAAGAGGCAGCCAGGUUAGAUAAUGAGCAUAAGUUUUGGGCUAAAGAGAGGGCAUGGAUUGAAGCCAGAGAUGCAGCUUUAAUGGACGCAUUGCAAAAAUUAACAGGAAGAGAAAUAAGGGCUGGUGAUCCAACUACUGCUGAUAUUCAAAAUUACAGCGAAAACCAGAAUGAAGAUGGAAGUGAAAUACUACAUAGCACUGACAGAGUUGGUGAAAGUUGGACAGAAUCUGAGAUCACUACUCUCUUUCAGGUGAGAGCUGAGGUGGAAUCCAGGUUUGGGCAAAGUGGGUGUCCGGAGGAGGUUCUGUGGGAGGAAGUUGCCAACAAAAUGACUUGUUUUGGCUACCAUAAAGCUGCUUCCGUGUGCAAAGACAAGUGGGAAAGUAUCAGAAGCUAUUACAAGAAGCGCAAGCAAAAUUCUGCUAGUUUUUACUUGGAAACCAAUAAUCAGUCACCCCUAUAUAAUCAAGCAAGUGUUUAUUGUGAUGUCAACCAACAGCGGCAGAUUGGUUCUUCACCUUCAAAUUCUAACGUUGGCAAUGCUGCUAGGGCUGAUAGUUGUUUUCCCUUGUUUAUGUGUGAAGGAGAAAAUAUGUGGGAAAAUUUCGGCUUAAAGUUCAACAAAGGAAACCAAAACCCGUGAGCUAAGCACUGUUGACGCCUAUGCAACAGAAUUGACAGAUCUCUCUUUUUUUUCCUCCUUCAUUUUUUUUCUUGAACUAGAUAUAUCUAUGUGUAUUGCACAAUGUUCUGAAAAAUGAGUUAUA